CAUCACUCGAGGCCGGUCCUCCCCAUUCCCUGGCUCUCCUCUCUUUCCUGACGAGCCUUCCUCUGCUUGCUCUCUACUUGUCGGUUUUCUGGGUUCUCUCUUGUCUCUCCUGCUCUUUCAACCUUCACUAGAGAGUGGCGCUCCUGCAUCUCUCUGGCAACCGUGGAGCGAAGGUUUACCGCUCUUCCUUGGUUUUGACCCAAUUCUCUUUGCCUGCCCCCCCCCCCCAUUCUGAUUUCUCCUUUGCAGAGCGCUGGGAUGCAUACGUCCUUCUACUUUGUGAGAGCGCUAAACCAUACGUGGCUAAGGAUUUCCCUCUUUGAUGCAGCCCAAAUCUCUGCGGUUCUUGCUCUACUGGCUGGCCCCUACCUUAUCGUUUCGGUCUUAGGAUACGGCUCUUACCAUUUCUCCAUUUAACGUCUGUGAUGAGCCGGUACUGAGCUACAGGCAGUUCCGUAAAUAGGGUUCUCCUUGGCUUUGCACUUAACUGUUCCUUUGUGGCACGCCCUGCUCCAUGCAGAACCUUGCUGCCCAUAAUUAAACCAUCUUGCCCCGGAUCAUGGUCUAAAAAUGGGCCAGAAGACCCCAGGGAGAUGUUUUCUAAAGGAAUAUUUAAAUUAGGAUUAAGUAUUUAAUCCUAAUUAAAUAAUAGAGGAAUACUAUUAAAUAUACUUGAUAGUAAAUGUCACCUGCCGAACGCCAUCCACGUGUACAUAUUAUUAUGUAUGUUAUCACGGACCCUCACGAUGGUUCUGCAGCGUCGUAAUUUCACAAGUGACAGAUCUGAGACUCAGAGGAUCUAAGUCGUGUUCUCAACUUCUUGCAGCUGCAUGUCAGAGUUAUCUUUAGAUUCAUCCCUUCAUGCCAUCAAUCUUCAUUGCAAUAACAUCUCAAAAAUCGAAGCCAUUGAUCAUGUUUGGAAUUUACGACACUUAGACCUGUCAUCUAAUCAAAUAAGUCGAAUUGAAGGGCUAAGCACACUGACAAAGCUAUGCACUUUAAAUUUGUCCUGCAAUUUGAUCACAAGAGUAGAAGGACUUGAAGCACUAACUAAUCUGACUAAACUGAAUUUAUCCUAUAACCACAUAAAUGAUCUUAGCGGUUUGAUUCCCCUUCAUGGAAUUAAACAUAAACUUAGAUACAUUGACCUACAUAGUAAUUGUAUAGAUAGUAUCCAUCACUUACUUCAGUGUGUGGUAGGAUUAAACUUCUUGACUAAUCUUAUUUUGGAAAAAAAUGAAGAAGAUAACCCUGUCUGUCGUGUACCAGGGUACAGAGCAAUUAUGCUCCAGACAUUGCCACAGCUUAGAAUCCUAGAUUGCAAGAACAUAUUUGGUGAGCCAGUAAAUCUAUCAGAAGUAAAUUCAUCACGCCUACAGUGCUUAGAAGGUCUUUUGGAUAACUUAGUUUCUUCUGAUUCUCCCCUAAAUAUAAGUGAAGAUGAGAUAAUUGAUAGUAUGCCAGUGGUAACACCACCCAUCGAUGAGAUAGUUCCCUUGGAUCAGUUCGCAACACCAGCAGAUACUGGUUUGACAUCCUUUAUAUCUAUAUGUCCAUCUUCUGAGCCGGAGAAAGUUAAUCAUGAAAACAAUUUUCAUAAUGACAUGAAACUUCAGAAAUUAGAUGAUCAAAUUUUACAGCUUCUCACUGAAACCUCCGAUUCUUUCAUAGAUAAUGUUCCUGAGAAAGAUCUCAGACCAAAAAGAGAUACAGAUAUAACAUCUGAAAGCGACUAUGGCAACAGAAAAGAAUGUAAUAGAAGAAUUUCUCGACGAUCAAAAGUCCCAUAUUAUUCCAAAACUAUUCAGGCUAUUAAGCACCACACUAAAAACAACAACCCUUUUAUGAGUUGUAAUCGUAAAAUGAAACAACCUUUCUUUAAAGAAUUAUAUGUAAGAUCAUCUUUAGCAAACUGUAAUAUGUUAGAAGAAUCAGAAGAACAGAAGACUGAAAUCAUUAAAGUAGACAAGAGUAGUUCAGAAGAUACCACUUACCGGUCACUUGUUGAACAACUAGACCAAGAGAGAGAGAAGAGAUGGAAGGCUGAACAAGCUGAGAAGAAACUUCUGGAUUAUAUUGACGAACUGCACAAACAUGCAAGUGGAAAAAAAGAUCUUCAUAGCCUGGCUCUACUUACCACAGAUAGGCUAAAGGAAAUUAUUUUUAAAGAGAGAAAUUCCAAAGUACAACUCGAAGUUAUGGUUCACAGACUUCAAAAUGAAAUAAAAAAACUAACUAUUGAAUUAAUUAAAGCAAGGGAUCAACAAGAGGAUCACAUUAGACACUUAAGAACCCUGGAAAAAGCAUUAGAAAAAAUGGAGAGGCAGAAAGGGCAACAGCAAGCAGCACAGAUGCGACUUAUCCAAGAGGUGGAGCUCAAAGCUGCCGCUGCUGAUAGAGAAAUAAACUUACUUAGAACUUCUCUUCAUCAAGAAAAGGAACAAGUGCAGCAACUUCAUGAACUUCUUGCUUUGAAAGAACAAGAACACAGGAAAGAACUUGAAACAAGGGAGUUUUUCAGUGAUGCCGAGUUCCAGGAAGCCUUAGCUAAAGAAGUAGCUAAAGAAGAGAGAAAGCAUGAACAAGAUAUAAAAGAAUACCAAGAAAAAAUUGAUACGUUAAACCAACAAUAUAUGGAUUUAGAAAAUGAAUUCCGUAUUGCUUUAACUGUUGAAGCCAGAAGAUUUAAAGAUGUUAAAGAUGGUUUUGAAAAUGUUGCAACUGAGUUAGCAAAGAGCAAGCAUGCUCUUGUUUGGGCUCAACGAAAAGAAAAUGAAUCUUCCUCUUUAAUUAAAGAUCUGACCUGUAUGGUGAAGGAGCAAAAAACAAAACUUGCAGAAGUUUCGAAAUUGAAACAGGAAACAGCAGCAAAUUUACAGAAUCAAAUCAACACCCUUGAAAUCUUGAUUGAAGAUGACAAGCAGAAGAGUAUUCAAAUAGAACUUCUCAAGCAUGAAAAAGUCCAGCUUAUUUCUGAGCUAGCCGCCAAGGAAUCACUAAUUUAUGGUUUAAGGACAGAAAGAAAAGUAUGGGGACAUGAGCUGGCACAACAGGGUACAUCUCUCAUCUCAAAUCGUGAGAAAUUAGAGGCUCAAAUUGAAAGUUUAUGUAGAGAGAAUGAGUCUUUAAGAAAGACAAAUGAAUGUGAUAAUGAUGCAUUAAGAAUUAAGUGCAAAAUCAUAGAAGACCAAACUGAAACCAUUGGAAAAUUAAAAAGUUGUUUACAAGAACGAGAAGAACAAAUCAAAAUAUUACAAGAGAAGAUGACUGAAAUACAGAAAUGUACUCAAGAACAGCUUGAUGAAAAAUCUUCACAACUGGAUGACAUAAUUGAAAAACUAGAAAGACACAAUGAAAGAAAAGAAAAACUAAAACAACAGUUGAAAAUAAAGGAAUUAGAACUUGAGGAAAUUAGAAAAGCUUACAGUACACUUAAUCAGAAAUGGCAUGAUAAAGGAGAGCUUCUAAGUCAUCUUGAAAUGCAAGUAAAAGAAGUGAAAGAAAAAUUUGAAAACAAGGAAAGGAAACUUAAAGCAGAAAGAGACAAAAGUAUUGAACUACAAAAGGAUGCCGUGGAAAAGCUUCAUAGUAUGGAUGAUGCCUUUAAAAAACAAGUUGAUGCAAUUGUUGAAGCUCAUCACGCUGAAAUAAUACAACUGGCAAGUGAAAAGCAGAAAUACAUCGAUUCUGCAAAUUUAAAGGUUCAUCGAGUUGAAGAAGAAAUGCGUGAACUUCUGCAAGAAACAUGCAAGAACAAAAAAGCAAUGGAAGAAAAAAUUAAGCAACUUGCUCUUGCUCUGACUGAAAUUCAGCAAGAAAUGUGAUAGUUCUGAGAAGGAAUUUAAUUGAAAUGGAACAGCAGACCUAUUGUAAAAAUUAUUAAAUAUUGUAAUAGUAGUAACUGCUAUGACUUUGAAAUGCCUCUUUCUACACAUUUCAUUCUGAUUAUAUUUUAAAAGACUUUUGAUGAAGUAUUUUUUAAUUGUAUAUGUAGGUUUUUAUAAUAAAUUGUUAAUUAUGUGUUUUAGAAAAACCUAUCAAAAUAACUAGACUUACAACACUUUCUUGUUUCUGUGCUAUACAUUGUUUGGUAAUUACACAUUUGCGUUCAAAUAUGUAAAUGGAAAUUAACAUUAGUAUUUGGACUAUAUGAGGGAAAGUACUUUCAUCGUUGUUACUUUGUUGUGUUGAAGAACUAAUUAUAUUUAUUGGUCAUCCUUUAGUUGAUGUAGCUCCAUUUUUUUUAAAUGCUCGUAAGUGUAGCUGAAAAGUAUUUGAAGUCUAUAUGAUAAAAGAUGUGGGAUUCUUAACAAAACAUUUCCACAUCACUCAUAAUGGCCUCUUUUUUAUAAAUGCAUAUGACUUCUUCAUGAGAGAUAACAUUUAAGGUUUUGUAAACAUUGUACGUUCCUCAAAAGGAACGCUACUGUUGCACCUUUAUUUUCCCUUCUAAUCACACUGUAUAGAAAGCUGAUUUUCAUUUUGCCAUCUCUUAUGUUGCUAUGUAUGCAGAACAAAAACCUAAGUACUAUUUCUAAAAGAAUGAAUAUAAUAUCACAUUUUUAACUAAUAGCCACUGAA
Canis lupus familiaris (dog) is the source of this 4581-nucleotide messenger RNA. RefSeq names its product leucine rich repeat and coiled-coil centrosomal protein 1 (gene LRRCC1). Gene Ontology annotation, molecular function: protein binding. Gene Ontology annotation, cellular component: centrosome; cytoplasm. Lineage: Eukaryota; Metazoa; Chordata; Mammalia; Carnivora; Canidae. The coding region runs from base 831 to 3824 and encodes 997 amino acids. The transcript is spliced from 19 exons. The record is from RefSeq and is a predicted model, not a curated record.